Messenger RNA from Vicia faba (fava bean), 1107 nucleotides. Lineage: Eukaryota; Viridiplantae; Streptophyta; Magnoliopsida; Fabales; Fabaceae. The record is from the annotation of a GenBank genome assembly.
AUGAAUUCUUCUUCUAGGAACACUGUUGGGCCAGGAGGAAUGGGAAUGGAUAUACCGAUUAUGCAUGAGAGUGAUAGGUAUGAGCUUGUUCGUGAUAUUGGGUCUGGGAAUUUUGGGGUGGCUAGGCUUAUGAGAGAUAAACUCACUAAUCAACGUGUUGCUGUCAAGUAUAUUGAGAGAGGUGAUAAGAUUGAUGAAAAUGUACAGAGGGAAAUUAUAAAUCAUAGAUCACUAAGGCAUCCUAAUAUUGUCAGAUUCAAGGAGGUGAUACUUACCCCUACACAUUUAGCUAUUGUGAUGGAAUAUGCUUCUGGAGGAGAGCUAUUUGAGCGAAUAUGCAAUGCAGGACGGUUCAGCGAGGAUGAGGCACGGUUUUUCUUUCAACAACUUAUAUCAGGGGUUAGCUACUGUCAUGCAAUGCAAGUAUGUCAUCGUGACUUGAAGUUGGAGAACACGUUGUUGGAUGGUAGUCCGGCUCCUCGUUUGAAGAUUUGUGAUUUUGGGUAUUCAAAGUCAUCAGUGCUACAUUCACAACCAAAAUCUACCGUCGGUACACCUGCAUAUAUCGCUCCUGAAGUUUUGCUUAAGAAGGAAUAUGAUGGCAAGAUUGCAGAUGUAUGGUCUUGUGGUGUUACCUUAUAUGUCAUGUUAGUGGGCGCAUAUCCUUUCGAGGAUCCGGAGGAGCCUAAAAAUUUCCGGAAGACUAUUCAUAGGAUUUUGAAAGUCCAAUACUCAAUUCCUGAUUAUGUCCAAAUAUCUCCCGAGUGCCAUCAUCUGAUCUCAAGGAUCUUCGUUGCAGACCCUGCACAGAGAAUAAGUAUGUCUGAGAUUCGAAACCACGUGUGGUUUUUGAAGAACCUUCCAGCUGAUCUUAUAGUCGGAAAUACAAUGAACGACCAGUUUCAAGAGCCUGAACAACCGAUGCAGACCGUUGAAGAAAUCAUGCAGAUAAUUAGUGAAGCUACUAUUCCUGCAGCUGGAACUCAUCAGUCUCUCAACCAGUAUCUUACCGGUAGUUUGGACAUCGAUGAUGAAAUGGAUGAGGAUGUGGAAACUGAUCCCGACCUUGAUAUCGAUAGCAGUGGUGAGAUAGUUUAUGCAAUGUAA